Ochlerotatus camptorhynchus is the source of this 497-nucleotide messenger RNA. RefSeq names its product UPF0184 protein AAEL002161. Bases 94 to 438 code for a protein of 114 amino acids. The record is from RefSeq and is a predicted model, not a curated record. The transcript is spliced from 2 exons. Lineage: Eukaryota; Metazoa; Arthropoda; Insecta; Diptera; Culicidae.
AAAAAUCAAAACAAAAUGUGAUCGAUCAGGUGACGACCCGAAAGGCAUAGUUUUCCUUCGCCCGCGACUAAACUGGAGCCCCAAAAUACCGAAAUGACUCCAAAUCCGAAGGAAAACAAGCUUAAACCGGGUCCUUCGGAGGAGUCCAACAGCAGCGGGGACGAGCGCCAGCAGGUAGCAUCCGGAGAAGAGAACGAAGAUGAGGAAAUUGAUGUUCCACUGGAUGAUUUCGACUCGGUCAAUUCGUAUCUCGAUUCGCUGAAUUCGGCCCUGGAUGCGAUCGAACAGCGCAACGACGAUCUCAAAGAUCAACUGCUGAAUCUCCUGCAGUCGAACCGCGAAAUCCGUCAAUCAAUGCAGGAGGAGAACGCUAAGCGCUCUGGUGGUGGUAGUGCUCCGGAACCGGAAACCACCUCCGGAGAAUCCAUGCAACAUUGAUUAUACUCCUGCAUUCCCCGUCUGCGUACUUGCAGAAUAAAAGUAUUGUUAAUUAGCUG